Stereum hirsutum FP-91666 SS1 is the source of this 793-nucleotide messenger RNA. RefSeq lists its product as uncharacterized. NCBI's taxonomy places the organism in Eukaryota, Fungi, Basidiomycota, Agaricomycetes, Russulales, Stereaceae. The record is from RefSeq and is a predicted model, not a curated record. The transcript is spliced from 5 exons. Bases 239 to 400 code for a protein of 53 amino acids.
GAUGGAAUUCAAGUUGGAGGGUAAGGAUUCAUAAUUACUCGGUGUUGACGUCCUGCGAUUGUCUUCAGCGGCCGCGGGAGGGUCUGUUGGGAUGUGGGGUGAUGUAGGAUGGGAUGGGGAUUGAAUAGCCUGGGGGAUGAAGCUCGAAGUUGAUGGGUUUGCUACGCAACGAUCACUGGCAAGCUCCACGAUAUCGAUGAGCAUUGAAGACAUCUAACUCGAAAAGAGUGGUGGUGGGAUGGAGGCGCGAUUCUGUUCUGCUUUCGUUCCGGCCAACGCCAAUUAUAGCCUGGGACCGCAGCAAGAAUUCAUUCAUUCAAUUCAUCUUACACCUAGCUUAGCGGCGGCCGUUGAAUGGGCCGACAUUCGUGCUGUCCACGCUCUGGCAGGGUUUUAUUGACACGCCCAUUUUAUUACUUACUAUACGGCGGCUUCGACUUCGAGAUGCGAUAUGGUAUGGUAUGAGGGGACGCACUGCGGAUGACGAACUUGGAUGAACAGGCGGCAAGGUUUGACUUCGCCGGGAUUACCUUAUUUUUAUUUUCAACCCUCGAAGCACAAAUCAAUCGUUCGCAAACAUCACAACAAAGGUCAACCGUGAUGCUUGUCCGAACCAUCUGAUCUUUGCACUGGCCCCGGUCUACUUCCCUUCUCCCGAUAUCUCACUCGUUGACGACUCCAUCUGUUGUUCGUAGGUCCACCGAGGCGCCGCACCAGACCAUAUAUAGUAUGUUUUUGUUUCGAUGGAUGAUUGAACUGACGCUGUGUUUCAUCUUUCGGAACCGGAGGACGA